Molecule: messenger RNA, 642 nt
Organism: Penicillium argentinense
Lineage: Eukaryota; Fungi; Ascomycota; Eurotiomycetes; Eurotiales; Aspergillaceae
Product: spindle checkpoint protein MAD2
Exons: 7
Coding region: 1-642 (213 amino acids)
Biological process (GO): mitotic spindle assembly checkpoint signaling
Cellular component (GO): cytoplasm; kinetochore; nucleoplasm
Source: RefSeq, a predicted model, not a curated record
AUGAUCACAGGAUCGGCCAAGCUUGUGUCUGAAUUCUUCGAAUACUCAAUCAACUCCAUUCUUUUCCAGCGGGGUGUCUACCCUCCAGAGGACUUCACAACUGUCAAAAAAUAUGGCCUCAACAUGCUCGUGUCCGCCGACGACCAGGUGAAAGCUUACAUCAAGAGGAUCAUGUCGCAACUUAACAAGUGGAUGUCGGGUGGGAAGAUUUCAAAGCUCGUGGUGGUUAUUACCGACAAGGAAUCUGGCGAACAUGUCGAACGGUGGCAGUUCGAUGUCGAAAUCUUUAGCAGACAUUCCAAGAGCUCGAGCUCGCGGCGAUUGGGCGAUAAAGAGAACUCGGCUCCUGCCGAUGCGGAAGCCCAGCCAGCCGAGCCGGUUGAGAAAACUGAAAAGGAGAUUCAAGAGGAAAUCCAAGCUAUUUUCCGGCAGAUCACCGCCUCGGUAACUUUCCUUCCCGUUUUGGAUGGGGACUGCACUUUCAACGUCCUCGUCUACGCCGACGCCGAUUCGGAAGUGCCGGUGGAAUGGGGUGAUAGCGAUGCCAAGGAGAUCAAAAAUGCUGAGAAAGUGCAGCUGCGAAGCUUCAGCACGAACAACCACCGGGUGGGCACUCUUGUCAGCUACCGUCUAGCAGACUAA